AUUGUUUGAUUUUUUAAAAAGAAUUUAUUUCCAAAUUAGAGUGAAAAAUAAGUAUUUGGUCACCCACAAACACGCAAGAUUUCUGGCUAUCAACGAGGUCUAACAAGGCUCCACUCGUUACCUGUAUUAAUGGUACCUGUUUUAACUCAUUAUCGGUAUAAAAGACACCUGUCCACAAUCUCAGUCAGUCAGUCACACUCCAAACUCCACCAUGGCCAAGACCAAAGAGCUGUUGAAGGACACCAGAGACCAAAUUGUAGGCCUGCACCAGGCUGGGAAGACUGAAUCUGCAAUAGGUAAAACGCUUGGUGUAAAGAAAUCAACUGUGGGAGCAAUUAUUAGAAAAUGGAAGACAUACAAGACCACUGAGUGGGCCACCUCCCUCGAUCUUAGGCUCCAUGCAAGAUCUCACCCCGUGGCGUCAAAAUGAUCACAAGAAUGGUGAGCAAAAAUCCCAGUACCACACGGGGGGACCUCGUGAAUGACCUACAGAGAGCUGGGACCACAGUAACAAAGGCUACUAUCAGUAACACAAUGCGCCGCCAGGGACUCAAAUCCUGCACUGCCAGACGUGUCCCCCUGCUGAAGAAAGUACACGUCCAGGCCCGUCUGCGGUUCAGAUGAAACCGAAAUAGAACUUUUUGGUAGAAACACAGGUUCUCGUGUUUGGAGGAGAAAGAAUACUGAAUUGCAUCCGAAGAACACCAUAUCCACUGUGUAGCAUGGGGGUGGAAACAUCAUGCUUUGGGGCUGUUUUUUCUGCAAAGGGAUCAGGAUGACUGAUCUGUGUAAAGGAAAGAAUGAAUGCGGCCAUGUAUUGAGAGAUUUUCAGUGAAAAUCUUCUUCCAUCAGCAAGGGCAUUGAAGAUGAGACGUGGCUGGGUCUUUCAGCAUGACAAUGAUCCCAAACACACAGCCAGGUCAACAAAGGAGUGGCUUCGUAAGAAGCAUUUCAAAGUCCUGGAGUGGCCUAGCCAGUCUCCAGAUCUCAACCCCAUAGAAAAUCGGUGGAGGGAGUUGAAAGUCUGUAAUCCCCAACGACAGACCCAAAACAUCACUGCUCUAGAGGAGAUCUGCAUGGAGGAAUGGGCCAAAAUACCAGCAACAGCGUGUGAAAAGCUUGUGAAGAGUUACAGAAAACGUUUGGCCUCCGUUAUUGCCAACAAAGGGUACAUAACAAAGUAUUGAGAUGGACUUUUGGUAUUGACCAAAUACUUAUUUUCCACAAUGAUUUGUAAAUAAAUUAUUUAAAAAUCAAACAAUGUGAUUUUCUGUUUUUUUUCCCCCCACAUUCUGUCUCUCAUGGUUGAGGUUUACCCAUGUUGACAAUUACAGGCCUCUCUAAUAUUUUCAAGUGGGGGAGCUUGCACAAUUAGUGGUUGACUAAAUACUUAUUUGCCCCACUGUAAAUACUAUAUGUGUCUUAGUAAAAUGAGUAUUUUAUUUUUAAUUAAAAUUGUUAACAUUUACAAAAAGAACCCAUUUGUAGCCAUUGGCAACGAUAGGUGUCCAAUCUAUUUAGACACUUACCGUAUUUGUUAUUUCCCCGUACCAGUCAAACUGUAUUGUACAUCUAUCACUGUCAAGGGCAGCUAAUGAACUAAUAUUCCAUCUCACAAGUAUCCAGCAUACACUACUGUCAUGAUUCACAAACCAGCAUCUGCUGGAUUUACUAGCAGAGUUUACCGGCUAACCUGUAGUCUUGCAGUUUCCAUGUUGUGUACUUAAUAAAAUUCCAGUUCCCCUUUUCAAAGUUGCUUUUUUUAAUUGACCAAUUGAAAAUGUGUGUAUUAUUAGCGCAUAAGUGUUUUGUUUUUUAACACAGACGUCACAGAGAGGCAAGACUUUAAGUGUUGUUCGUGUACAUUUAUAUAACUGAGCUUGCAUUGAACCAGUUUUACAUGUUUGCCAGCAUUGACAGCGGCACUGCAUGUGCAAUGAAACGUGAAGGUUCAGUGUAAACGAACAGCAGCAAGAUCUCACACUUUGCUCAUAAGACUGUCAUGCUUCAAGGUGAUGGCAACACACAGCAUCAUCUCCCGAGAGGACCUCAUUUGUCCUCAGUGUACGGACAUCUACUGCUUCCCUGUUCUCCUCCUGUGUGGACAUAAUGUUUGCAAACUUUGCCUGCAGAAGUUCUGGGAAUGGAAAGGAUGUCAAGAGUGUCCUGUGUGCAAGGUCGUGUCCAUUCCCAAAAGGCCUCCCAUCAACUUGGCUCUGAAGAUAGCAGCGGACAAGUACCACCAGGAGAAGGCCAAGAUGAGUGUGGAGCGUUGCAGCCUUCAUGAGGAAAAGCUCACUGUUUAUUGUCAGAAUGACGAGAAGCCUAUUUGUCUGCUCUGCCAAAUGUCCAAACUGCACAAGGUCCACGAAUGCUGCCCACUGGAUGAGGCUGCCAAGCAAAAGAAGGAAGAUAUCACGGGCAGGCUGGAGACUCUGAAGAAGAAGCUGCAGACGCUGGACAAGACAAGGGAGAGCUGGGAAAGAACAAGGACAUUUAUACAGAGGCAAGCAGAUGAAAACAACAGAACCAUCCGGGAGGAGUUCCAGAAGUUGCACAAAUUUCUUUUUGAGGAGGAAAACUCCAGACUUCAGGUGCUUGCACAGGAAGUGGAAGUGAAGGUCAAGGUGAUGAGUCUCAAACUGGAUUUCAUGGAGAAGCAGAUCAAGAGUCUCUCCUCUGUCAUCAGUAACACAGAGAAGAGACUGGAAGGAGAUGAUUUAUCGUUUUUGCUGGACUACAAUGACACCAAGAAGAAAUGUUUUGUUUUUUGUUGUUGUUUUUCCUUCCCAUUUAGGCUCAAGUGCAAUUUUAAAGAACCAGAAAUAAUCAGAGACAUCCUGAUCAACUCUGCCACACAUCUGGCGUCGCUUAAAUUUCAUGUUUGGAGGAAGAUGGAGCACCUUGUCAAAUAUGUUCCCAUCACGUUGGAUCCAAACACGGCCCAGGCCAACUUAGAGCUGUCAGAGGAGCUGAGUUGCAUGCAGUACAGCAGUCAGCGAGCACUCCCAGACAACCCUGAACGCUGCACGGGUGGGGUUUGCGUGCUGGGAGCGGGUGGAUUUGUGUCAGGUAAACACAGCUGGACAGUGGACGUGAGUCGGGGUAAAGACUGGUACAUCGGGGUUGUCCGGGAGUCCAUCCAAAGGAAGGGGGCCAUGUCCCUAAAGCCGUCUGACGGAGUCUGGAUCAUUGGCGGGAUGAUAGGGGACGUCCUGUGGGCUCAGACUUCGCCUCGUACCAGGCUGGAAUGGAAGCAGAAGGCUGAAAGGAUUACGGUGGAGCUGGACUACGACAAGGGCAAGGUUGCGUUUAUCAAUGCUGCAGAUUCAAAGAGCAUUUUCACAUUUAAAGACAAGUUUACGGAGAGGAUCUUCCCCUAUUUCUCUGUUGGGAUUCACGAAGAAGGCAGUGGCUCCUUCCCCCUGGCAAUAUGUUCUCAGAACAUCACACUCACUGUAUCAGACAAGUGAUGGCCACAGCUCAUGGCGACAACAACAAAAACAUACGAGUAAUAGAUACAGUGCAAUUAAGAGAAACACUACAAAAUGAGACUAAUAGACUGUUUGGAAUAAAGUCAUAUAAUUUCUCGGAACAAUUAUGAAAAUUUAGCAAGCUUACAUAAUAGACACAGACACAUUAUGCUGAAUGUGAAAAUACAAGUCUGAGGGGGGGAAAAAGUAUCAGCAUUGUCAAGAGGUCAUCAAGGAUCACAAUGUUGCAAAUCGUGCCAGACUUGUUCCUGGAAUGCUCAUGUCAAUGAGUAAGCUUUUGGGUUUUUUCCUGUCUUCUGUGCCAAUAAGGUGCCAAAGUAAAAACAAUAAAUAUAUUAUGAUCAUUA
Corythoichthys intestinalis (scribbled pipefish) is the source of this 3841-nucleotide messenger RNA. Its product is annotated as zinc-binding protein A33-like. Gene Ontology annotation, biological process: protein ubiquitination. NCBI's taxonomy places the organism in Eukaryota, Metazoa, Chordata, Actinopteri, Syngnathiformes, Syngnathidae. Gene Ontology annotation, molecular function: zinc ion binding; protein binding; ubiquitin protein ligase activity. The transcript is spliced from 6 exons. The record is from RefSeq and is a predicted model, not a curated record. Bases 2016 to 3473 code for a protein of 485 amino acids. Gene Ontology annotation, cellular component: cytoplasm.